AUGACAAAACGGUUGUUCCACCGGAUCACAACAACAAUUGCUUCAAACUACUACUACUUCAGGCAAAACCUGGACGCAAGGGGUCUCUUAGGCUGCACCCCUAGGCAAAAGGUUACAGCUGCAUUGAGGAUGCUGGCCAACGGCAAUUCAGCAGACAAGCUUGAUGAGAAACUUAGGAUGGGAAAGACUACAAUUGCAGAAGCGACACAGAAAUUUGCUUGGGCAAUAAUCCGCUUAUUUGGUGAUGAGUAUCUCCGCCGCCCUAAUGCUCAAGAUGUUGCAAGGCUGCUGGAAAUAGGUGAGAGGAGGGGCUUCCCUGGCAUGCUUGGAAGUUUGGAUUGCAUGCACUGGCAAUGGGACAAAUGCCCUACUGGAUGGCACGGCUUCUAUAGUGGUCAUUGUCACCACCCCACUGUCAUUCUAGAGGCCGUGGCUUCAUCGGACCUGUGGAUAUGGCAUGCCAAUUUUGGGCUCCCUGGAUCGUGCAAUGACAUCAACAUGUUGCACCGCUCUCACUUGUUUGAUGACCUGGCUCAAGGUAAUGCCCCUCUUGUUAACUUCACCGUCAAUGGAAAUUCAUAUGACAUGGGUUACUACCUUGCUGAUGGUAUAUACCCUGAGUGGGCUACUCUUGUGAAGGGGGGUGCAUUGUCCUAUAACUGA
Molecule: messenger RNA, 663 nt
Organism: Panicum hallii
Lineage: Eukaryota; Viridiplantae; Streptophyta; Magnoliopsida; Poales; Poaceae
Exons: 1
Coding region: 1-663 (220 amino acids)
Source: RefSeq, a predicted model, not a curated record